This is a messenger RNA of Dovyalis caffra, 690 nucleotides long. NCBI's taxonomy places the organism in Eukaryota, Viridiplantae, Streptophyta, Magnoliopsida, Malpighiales, Salicaceae. The record is from the annotation of a GenBank genome assembly.
AUGGCUUCUUCUUCUCUUUCAACCCAUUAUCACUUCACUUCUCCUCUUUCUCCUUCUCUAAAGAACAAUGCUAACAUCAAGCUUUCGUCUUCUCUUUUCGCUUCUCCCAUUAGCUUAUCUUCAAACCCCAACAUUUCUCUUCAAUUCUUUGACAAGGGACACUCCCCACUCCUUUCAACAGCUCCAAGAAGACUCUCAGUUAUUGCAAUGGCCCCUCCUAAACCUGGUGGAAAGUCCAAGAAAGUGGUUGGAUUGAUAAAGUUGGCUUUAGAGGCAGGGAAGGCAACUCCUGCACCACCUGUAGGACCAGCACUUGGUUCAAAGGGUGUAAAUAUUAUGGCUUUUUGUAAGGAUUAUAAUGCCAGAACUGCUGAUAAAGCUGGUUAUGUCAUUCCUGUUGAGAUUAGUGUUUAUGAUGAUAAAAGCUUUACUUUUAUAUUGAAGACUCCUCCUGCUUCAGUUUUAUUGCUCAAGGCUGCAGGAGUGGAGAGAGGUUCUAAAGAUCCAAAACUGGAGAAAGUGGGUAAGGUCACAAUUGACCAACUGCGCGCUAUAGCUACCGAAAAGCUGCCAGACUUGAAUUGCACAAACAUUGAAUCAGCGAUGAGAAUCAUAGCAGGCACUGCAGCUAAUAUGGGGAUCGAUGUAGAUCCUCCUAUCCUUGAACCCAAAAAGAAGGUUGUCUUGUAG